AUGCUGCUACCAUUAACAGUCGGCGCAAUUUUAGUACUUCAAGUUAUGGCCCAUGCUUCUAUCUGGCAUCCGAGCAUGUGGGGUUUUAAUGUUACAAUGCAGACCUUUCCGUAUGACAACCGUCCUGUGGCGCCUCUUAUAAAUUAUACUUUCGAUCAAUGGUGGUUUCACGGUCACCUCGAUUAUCCUCCGAACGACGGAGAUUUUUUCGAACUUCCCGCUGGAAAGCCGGUUACUGCCCAGAUCGCUUGCGACAAGGGCGCCACAACCUACUUUGCAUCCGACCCUGGGGGAAACAUUCAAAGUGGGGACAACGUCUGUCCUGGAUCGCCAAUAUCGGAAUUCCAUACCACAGGGAUCGACGACGUUAAGGGCUGCGGAUUGGCCGUAACAUACAAGUCCAACGUAACGGACGUGAAGCCUGACGAUUUCACUGAUGCCUCCUUGCCCGGAAGGGGGCUGCAUCUGUGCCUUCUUUUGGAUACAUUCUCCAGAUAUCAUGAACUGAUUACCAUGAAGCCCGAUAGUGGCAGUGAACAAAACUAUAUGAACGGGUUCCGAUGUAACGUCUCUGGGUCUACGUCUACCGUCUCUUUGGCUGCACCCCAAGUAGCUCGUCGCUGUGGUGCCGACCCUGCGAACGGCAGGCCAGAAGCUAGUCCUGGAAAUUGCACAUAUGGAGCGAAGCAGCCAUUAUACUGGUUUCAGGCAGAAGGAAACAAUAUGUUUGAGGGCACAUAUUCACCUCCAUUUUAUAAUGACUUGUAUAACUUCUUGGACGGUGCGCAGGAAGACAUUUUCGAAGAUUCUUACCCUAAUGGAAUUCCACCACCGAGCCCGAACUCCACGGUUGUCCCGGUCGCGAAUCUGGCAGGGGUCGCCUCGACGUCUACACCACUCCCGCUUAGUGUAACUGGCCCUCCUGUGUCAUUUUCCACCAUUUCCGGAUCUCCAUCUUCAUCUCCAAUCGUGGCAUCUCCGCAGCCGAGUCCUACAUUGGCCAGAGAACCGAUAAGUAGCACAUUGAAUCCCAUGUGUGAAAUUCAGUCUCUUCACCGCCGUUCGUUGCGCCGCAGGUCGACCUGGACUGGUUUCGAACGGGCUGCAUCGGUUGUCCGCCGUGACACACUAUCGCUUCAAGACCGCAAUAGACUAUGGAAUCUUUUCUGA
Fibroporia radiculosa is the source of this 1170-nucleotide messenger RNA. RefSeq lists its product as uncharacterized. The transcript is spliced from 7 exons. Lineage: Eukaryota; Fungi; Basidiomycota; Agaricomycetes; Polyporales; Fibroporiaceae. The record is from RefSeq and is a predicted model, not a curated record. The coding region runs from base 1 to 1170 and encodes 389 amino acids.